AAGAAAGUUACAUGGAGAUUCCUUCUAAGGCAUAGUCUCGGAAGCUGCUUCGUUAUGCUAUUCAAGGUUCCACUUUCGGAAUAACCUUCAUCAUCUCACAAACAUACCACUGAGCUGAAGGGAGAAUGAUAAGAUGGAGAGAAGAGAAAACUAGAGGAAGGAGCAUUAUAAUAUGGUUAACUAAUGUUUUAAAGAAAAAAGUCUAAAAAAAAAAUCAAAAAGCUCUCCAAAAAACGUUCUCUGAUCGAAACUUAUUUAAAUCUCCGUCACCGACUCCGGUGGUUCGCCGCUACCGGAGUCGCCCUUCUCCUUUCCUAUUUUUCUUUUUUGCUUCUCUUCCAUCUCCUAGCUACCUUCCGAUAUGCUUGUUCUUGUGGGGUUCGCUCUUCCAAGCCCUAGAUCCGGCCAGAUCUGAGGUACGGCAGUUGCAGGUUCCUGGAGGCACGGCGAGGAGGUGAGGCAGGUGAAGGAGGUUGAGUCGGCUCUUAGGGUGGGGAAAGAUUGGUUCGGCGGUUUUGUAGAUCUAGAUCUGCUUGUUCGGUCGUCUUUUCCAGAAGUGGCAGCACGUGAGCUAAGGAGCUUCCUCUUCUCGGAUCUGUUCCUCGGGUUUGUAGUCGGAGUGGGGUGGUGGUUCGUUUGCGGUAUCCUCGCCUUGGCGUCUUGGCUAUGGAGCUUCUCUUGACUCCACCCAAGGUGGGUGUCGGGGUCUAUUCUCCGGUGGCGCGUCUCAGUGGCUACCUUGGUUUCGUGUGUUGGCUGGUGUGUCUCUGUCGACGGCGCGUGGGGGGUUCUCUGGCUGGUAAAGGCACGUGGAGUCGUCUAUGGCUCUAGCGUCGGCUAGUCGAAGACCUUCCUCUGCCUUUGGAUUUCUUCAGUUCUCGGUUUCUUCGUGUAGGAAGACCUGAUUGAGAUUUUCGAGGCUUCUCUUCAGGUUUACUUUGGGUCUACUGGCCUCGGUUCCGUGCCUCUGACCUGGUACUUUGCAGGCACGGUCUCGGCGGUUGGAAGAUGAUUCGUUUCUCUGGUUCUCAGAGGCGUAACGUGCGGUUGAGUUUGGGUUUCUACGGUCAUGAGGAGACCUUCACUUCACCGGUGGCGGCGUUGUUGAGUGUUGCCAUCCCAGUGGCGAUUUUGAUCGUCAGGUUACUCUCUUUCUCUUCCAUUGUAGGUCCCGGAGUUUUCUUAUCAGUGGUGCGGCUGUGACUUCAACCCGCUUUUGUAUAGCUUUUUGAGAGUAGUCGCUUCCUUGCUGACUUUGUGUCGGUCUGUGGAGAUGUUGUGUAAGCCUGGUGGUCUCGUUACUAUUGUUGCGGCAUCUGCGGGUUUCUUGGUUGUGGUUUGCUGUUUAGUUUGUUGAGCUGUAGGAGGAUGUAGUAAGGCUUCGGUGUGUGGAGAUGCGGCUUUCCUUUAUUUGUGGGCUCCUGCUAUUAAGCUUCCUUGUUUCUGGUUCUGAGAGGAGAUGCGACUCCUCUUUGUUUGUGAGUUCCUGCUAUUAAGCUCGGGUGAUCGUUUCUGGUUCCGAGUGGAGAUGCGACUCCUUCUUCUUGUGAGUUCCUGCUAUUAAGCUCAGGUGAUCGUUAUUCUGAAGUGGAGAUGCGGCUCUUCUUUGCGAGUGAGCUCCUGCUAUUAAGCCCCGUUAGCUUGUGUUGUCUUGGCGUUAGUCCCAUCUUGGUCCUUCGUUUUUGCUGCCAUUUGAAUCAGCUUCCUAUGUGUUCGCAAUCGGUUAGCACCCUCCUAGUGUUCUUGUAUGUGUUAGCCUUGGUCGAACCUCUUCUCCGGGAAUACAGUCUUUAUCGCUAAUUCUCUAGGUGGAUGCUUACAAGUUGAAGUUUGGAGAAUUACUGAUUAUCGUUUGUUUCCAUGUUUUUAUCUUUUUUUGCCGUGGAAUCAAUUAUCCUAGGUUCUACAAUUUGUUAACAACAGUCUGUAAAACCUCUUGUUCAUUUUUCGAAAUGAUAUUUACAUUUUUAGCAAAAAAAAAUAUGGUUAACUAUCAGCAAAUAUAAAUGCGAGAAUAUCUUGAGUAAUCCAUAUUGAUUAUUAUAUGCUUAAUUACGGACAAAAAUAUAUGAUAUAAAUGCGGAUUUUUUAAAGUAAUCCACAUUAACUGAAUUAUAAGAGAGAUGCAAUAUUUUAAUUUUGGAGUAAAUUAUAAGAGCGUUGUAAAAUUGUGAAAUUUCAUGCAAGAAGAUUAACUAAAACAAACGAAAUCGGUCGAAAACAAAACAGUUCUUAUUUGUUUUCACUUUUAUAUUGAACCAUAAUAUCAAUUGUAUAUAAUAUAGCGAGAAUAUAUUUUGGAGGAUUAAAACAAAAGAUUGGGAGGAUAUAAGAUUUAUGAGAAUAUAUCGCAUAUGACAGAAUUUGAAGAAUUUUUAGAUGAAUAACUAAAUUACAAUGAUACAAAAAGUAAUAUAACAUACAAAGUAAGAGCAUUUUCAAAAUAGCAGUCAUGUUUUAAUAGUGUCGAUGAUCAUAAAAGGAAAAUUGACUUUCUAAAAGGUUUGAGAAGUUAUGAGAAAAGCAAAGUAGUUGGAAAAAAAACUUAUAUAGUCAAAAUUAAACGGAAAUUAUAUCAACAAAAAGGAAAGUAACAACAAAACCUAAAUAAAUUAGGUUUCAAAGAUCCUCCUAGACUAAGAAAUUGGUAUUGUACCCCUAUAAAUACCCCGCCCGUAUUAAACUCUACAAUUCAUCACUGCAAUCAAACAGAACAAAGCAAAAACCCUAAGAAACUAUAGAUAUCGUUUUUCAUUAUGAGAUCCAGAGGCGACUUGUAUUUCAGGCAUGAGAUCGACCGUAACCCUUCAGCCUCGGAUGCUGGCACAUUCAAAGCAUGCGCAACCAUGGUCACAUGGCACGAGGACAUGGAAGAUUCUGAAACAACAUUCUCGUUUACGUUGUCGGCGGAGGACGUCAUCGAACGGCAAGGACUUGCCAACAAAAUACAAGAACUAGAUGAGCUAUUCAUGGAAGCUGCUUUCCCUCAAGAAGAUAAUUUGCUUUUGUUGACCCAAGAAGCCUAUCAUUGUUUCAUUGAAGUGAUUUCCUCAAGUGAUUAUAGCAGAGAUUGUGCUGUGUCUCUGUGGUUUACUUUUCGUGUUUGGCGUUCUCCUCCUCCUCUUCCUCCUUCAGUUGAUGAAUUUGAGGAUGAUGAUGAUGAUGAUGAUGAGGCGACCAAUAGUAAUAUUCCAAUCAGGGCAGCAAGCAAGCUCGCCAUCAAGUCCUUAACCAAGAAAAUAUACAACAAAUGUGACUCUCUUGCCAUUGACAGUUGCACUAUUUGUUUGGAAGAGUUUAAGAGUGGAGUCAAUGUUGUCGAGUUACCCUGUGGACAUGAAUUUGAUGAUGCAUGUAUCGGACACUGGUUCGAGACCAAUCACAUUUGUCCAUUGUGUCGUUUCGAGUUGCCUCGUGAGCAUCAUUGAAGAUAUUGAAAAUUAGGUUAUUCAAUUUUCAUAAAGUAUGUUGACAAAAAUAAAACACUGUUACAUGUUUUCAUAUUUUCGCUUUUUUUCUUCCCGUAAAACUAUGCACUUGAUUCGAUUUCGCUUAAUAUAAUGGAAUGCAUCCACUGUUCUUCGGCUUUUGUCAACCAUGAUGCUCAUAAAAAAAUAUUUUGGUUAAGUGAACUUAAGGGCAAAGCUCAUUCAUUUUUUAGAUGAGUCUUGUCGUAAGAUGAGGAACAUCAACUGAAAUUGUUAGCUAAGGUUUUGCCUCCAUCACCUAAAUUAUGUUAACCAUGCUUCCUUUACACAUAAACUAGGGUUUUAAAUUCGUUAUUCUACAAUUUUGAUAGAACUAACAAAGACACCUUUUUACUAAUAUUAAUGGUAUAUUUAGAACAAAAAACACACUUGAUUUUAUGAUAAUUUCAAGGUGUUUCUCAAAAAUUCUCCAAACCAUAAAUAUGAUUGAAAAUGAUUCAAACACUAAGUGGUUUAUUAUAUAGUAUAUCCUUUAUAUAUUAGUAGAAAAACAUUUAAAAAGUUGUAACACGUUGUUGUU
This is a messenger RNA of Brassica napus (rape), 4008 nucleotides long. RefSeq lists its product as uncharacterized. Bases 2757 to 3428 code for a protein of 223 amino acids. The record is from RefSeq and is a predicted model, not a curated record. The transcript has a single exon. Lineage: Eukaryota; Viridiplantae; Streptophyta; Magnoliopsida; Brassicales; Brassicaceae.